AAUGUCAAUGUUGUUGUUGUUGUUCUGCCUGGGGUCCCAUGCCCCCCCCCUUUAGAUGUUGUUCUUCUCAUCACCAUCCUCCUCCUCCUCCUUUGCGUCGAUGGCAGAUUUUCAGGGCUUUAUUUAAUACAUCUUCAGAGAAAUGCAAUUAAGAGGAAGGAAGGCUUAACUCCAUGGGAAUGAAUGAAGGAAUGAAUGGAGAGAGAGGUUUAAUGCAUGGCCUCUGAGCAUGGGUAGAGGGCGGGAGACAAUAUUCGGCCACCAUAGGAACCGCCUCCAAAGAAGAAGAGGAACCAGACCAUCUGCAGGGAACAGUGGUGGAUGCUUCCCUACCUUCUGUGGACUCCCGACUGACCACUUGGGCUCCUGCUGCUUCUGCCUCUGGACGGAAGGGAGCACCCCCUUUGUGGUGGCUUCCAUGGAGUGCCCCUCCCCUUCCCCUUCCUGGGGUCCAGAGGGGGAUCCGACCCCCGGGCUGACCUUGGCUCCAGCAGACGUGGAGCAACGGGCGACGCUGGCACUGGUGGUGCUGCUGCUGGCCUUCCUCGCAGGGCUGCUGGUGCGCUGCUCACGCAUCCUGCUGGACCCGUACAGCCAGAUGACCGCUGCUGCCUGGAGCCACCACAAGGAGCGCCUGGACCGGGGGGUCCUGGACCCCAAUCUGGCCUAGGAGCUCCCAUCUGCUCCCCCUUGCUUCUGGGUCCAAGCGCUGAGAAUUGCAGUCCUCAUUAACCGCAACAAAUCUUCCUGAUCACCAAGGGACUUCUGUAUAUGAUUCCAAACCCAGGUCUUCCAGGAAGGCCUUCAAGCCCUUAAGACCCAAAGAAAUUGUGACGUCCAUGGCCCUCUCACUUCUAAGGUUACCUGUCCCCUAUGAACCAGCUUGGGUGUUAAGAUCGUUGGGGGAGGCCCUGCUCUCAGUCCCACCCCCUUCGCAAGUGCGACUGGUGGGGACGAUAGACAGGGCAUUCUCAGUGGUAGCCCCUCGGCUGUGGAGCUCCCUCCCCAGUGAUAUUAGAUUAGCACACUCCCUCCUGGUUUUCGGAAAGAAAGUGAA
This is a messenger RNA of Anolis sagrei ordinatus, 1057 nucleotides long. Lineage: Eukaryota; Metazoa; Chordata; Lepidosauria; Squamata; Anolidae. The record is from RefSeq and is a predicted model, not a curated record.